AUUUUCUUAAUAAUUUUGUCUAAUAUGGAUCAGGCACUUCAAAAUCAAGGCGAUGCUGUUUACAUGGUUUUUGUGAUGCAUCGCAAGUUGCUUAUGCAGCCGUGGUUUACUCGAGAACAAUUAUGGAAAAUGGAGAAGUUGUUGUGCAACUGCUUCAGAGUAAGACAAGGGUGGCUCCCGUAAAAUUACUCACAAUACCUAAGCUGGAGCUCUGCGCAUCUCAUUUACUUGCCCAACUGGUAGAUAAGGUAGUGAAAUCUUUGCAGGGGUGUGUUGAAAAUAUUGCUUUGUGGAGCGAUAGUACGACAGUUUUAGCGUGGAUUAGAGCGGAGCCGAUUCGUUGGACAGUGUUUGUAGCAAACCGCGUAGCAGAGAUUCAGCGUCUUACAAACGUCAGCCAGUGGCGAUAUAUUCCUACAUCCGACAACCCCGCAGAUUGUGCAACGAAAGGCAUUCUACCAGACAAUUUAUCAAUUCAUCCUCUCUGGUGGCAUGGCCCUGAGUGGCUACUUCAAAACGAGAGUGCAUGGCCAAGUGAUAUUGACUAUAGGAAGGAGACCACCCUUGAAAAACGAAAAGUGGUCAACAUCUUGCAUAUCAAUUCUUCAAGUUAUCCACAAAUUUUAUACAAAUUUUCUACUUUAGCCGCAGAGUUGAAAUCGGCAUUCAAUCGUCUGCUAUAUUUGUCCCAACGCUACGAAUAUCAUGAAGAAAUAAAGCAAUUGUUACAAACAGGUGAGCUACAGAAGAGCAAUCCGAUCAAGAAACUGAACCCUUUCAUUUGUGGAGAAGGAUUUCUACGCGUAGGAGGAAGGUUACAACUCGCUGAUAUACCUGAGAAUAUGAAACAUCCCUUUUUGUUAUCUAAGAAAAACCCUCUAACUCUACUUUUAUUUACAGACGCACAUACAAGAACGUUACAUGGGGGUAUACAACUAAUGAUAACUUUCAUUAGGCGAAAUUAUUGGAUACCAAAUGCGCGUAGAAUUGCGGAAAUUGUAUUAAAGCGUUGUUUGGUAUGCUUUAGAUAUACAGCGAAAGUAGCAGAACAACUUAUGGGACAAAUUCCAGCGGUUCGAUUGACUCCAGCGCGACCAUUCUUACAUAGCGGCGUCGAUUUUGCUGGUCCAAUUGAUGUACGCCAAUCGUCUCUUCGUAAUGCUAGAACAUCAAAGGGGUAUAUUUGUAUAUUUCUAUGUAUGGUAUCAAAGGCAGUCCACUUGGAAUGUGUCUCCAGUUUAUCUACUGAGGCCUUUAUCGCAGCUUUUCGGCGCUUCAUUUCACGUAGAGGAAAAUGUACGCAACUAUACUCAGAUUGUGGGACAAACUUCGUUGGUGCCAGCAGUCUACUGCACACCAUGCAUCAGCGCAACACAGCAUCAAUACCGGAAGACCUCAGAGCAUGUUUUGCUAGCGAAGGCACAACUUGGAAUUUUAUUCCGCCAGCCUCUCCACACUUCGGUGGUUUAUGGGAAGCUGGGGUAAAAUCCACAAAAUUUCACCUUAAGCGUGUCUUGCAAGACCGCGUUUUGAAUUUCGAAGAGUUGACUACACUUUUAUAUCAAAUAGAAGCUUGCCUGAAUUCGCGUCCUCUUUGUCCGCUCAAUGAAGAUGAGGAAAACUGCGAUGCACUUACACCAGGACAUUUUUUAAUUGGAGAACCAACUCUUAAUAUUCCUGAUGAAAACUUACUUGAUUUCGCUACUUCUGGAUUAAGUCGGUGGCGUAUGGUUGAACGCUUAAAACAACACUUUUGGCGUCGCUGGUAUUCGGAGUAUCUCAGUCGAUUACAAAGCCGUCCGAAAUGGACCACUACUCGUAUCAAUGCUAAAAUCGGCGACCUAGUUCUGAUGUAUGACGAAAGAUGUCCACCUGGCAGGUGGCCUUUAGCGCGCAUAGUUGAAAUGCAUCCAGGACCUGAUGGACUAACCCGAGUAGUCACUUUGAAAUGUAAAGGAAAAUUUUUCAAGAGACCUAUUCGUAAAAUUUGUUUUCUACCUAACGUGAACCCUUCCAAAUUAACGGAAGAUAGGAUUGUUGAAGGCAGCAACGAUACGGCUAAUGACACUUGUGACCUUGCGCUCUGCCCUACGAACAAUAGCGGCUUCGGAGCAACAACCGCAAUUAUUGGCACCAUGGACUGUCUGCCCAUUAUGAAUGGCAGCAGUAGUAGCAGUAGCAGCGGUAUUGGUACACUUGGCAUUGGCGCUGCACAUCAUCACAUCAUGCCCAACGGCAGCAGCAACUCCACCGCUGCUAUUGGCGGCGGCAGUGCACCGACAGUCACCGUUGUCGGCUCAUAUCAGCAACACCUCGCCAAUUUACAUGCACAUCAUCCUCAUCUGAAUUUGGUUGGCCAUCACACGGUGACGCCGUACAGCAAUAAUUAUCCGCUACAUCAUAGUAGUAGUCAUCAUCACAUACAAAGCGAGCAGACAAAGUCGCUGCAAGAGUUGCAGCAUGAAGUUGGUGCGCUGCUGGAAUUUCGUGAUUUGGUCAUUGAAACUUUUCCAGACCUCAAACAUAAAAUGGCCUCUAUGUCUUCGUCGUCGGCUGCUUCCACAACGAUAACGACGGGUGGUGCGCUGAUAAGCGGCACAUCGGUGUCGGGAGCAAACACACUGAUUCAUGGAAAUAGCAGUAGCGGCAUGCCAAAUGCGUCAUUGGUGUCGAGACGCGAGUGGGAGCCUGGUAUACGCUUGAAGCGCAAAAUUUCGCAAAAAGAACCGUCCACACAUUUAGCUAAUGCUGCAACAGCGGCGAACACGGCUGGUAGCGUUGCAGGCGUCGUAGCCGGCGAAUUGUCCUCAUCGUCGCUAACGCGCAGUCGCAGCAAUUCGCACAGCGGCAAAAAGGAGCCAAAGAGCGGAGAGAAUAACAAUGGCAGUGUUGUGCAAGACUCCGGCUUCUCGACGGAGACGAGCUCGUCGAAGGAGGGCCAUAGCGCUUCGUCAACGAACGGUGCUAUGACGGGUCCCACCGCGAUGAAUCGCCUCUCCUGCCACGAGUCCGAUGACGAGCUGCUAAAUUUACUCGAUGUCAUACACCGCAAAUCGAAUCGUUUACGCGAAGAAAUGGAUCAGCUUCAGCAGUAUGAGCGACAGAAUCUGCGCGGUGGUAGCAGUAAUAAUAACAACAAUCUAGCUGAUGAGUCCACAACGACAGUUGUUGCUGCGAGUGAAAUGUCCUCGCCAGUGGCGCGCAGUUCUUCGGUGUUGGCAAAGUCAAGUAGCGGCGGCAGCAGCAACCACAGCACAGUGAACGGUGCCGGCCUCACGCCGAAAACUUUCCGUGAACAUGUAGAGCGCCUCAACAAGGAGGAUAUCAAACAAUUACGUAAGGAGCGUGAUCGCUUGUUGGACAAGUUGGCCGAAAUGGAAGCUGAAACAUUGACCGGACGUAUUAAGGCGGCCAAAAUGAAUGAUCAAGUGGAGGAAUUGAUAAGCGUGAAAAAAGAUCUCGAGGAGCAGCUGAAGUUGGCGAUGGCACAGAGGUUGGAUUUGAGUGCGCGAGUGCAGCAAUUGCAGAUACAACAACAGCAGCAACAGCAACAGCAGCUGCAGAGUAAAAGUUCAUCGAGUCAAUCGGAUUAUUCGAGUCAACGGAACUUUUUAUCUUCCGCCACAACGGUGCUAUCCACAGGUAGCGCUGCUUCAGUGCAGCUUUUAGAAGCAGGCGCCGCUACCACCACCAAUACUAGCAUACUAUCGACCGCACAAAGUCGACGUCAACAUACAUUCCAGCCGGUGGUGGUGGUGGAUCAACAUCAACUAUAUCAGCGCCCAUCUCACGCAACUCCUCCCGAGGACGUACAUUUUGCAUUCCAUCAAAGCGCAGGCAGUGAUAGUAAAAGACAACAGUCGGAACAGUCCGAACAACAACAGGAGCAGCAUUUGGGCCGACUGGAUGGCAUUGUGAGCACACCAGGUGGACGAUAUAGCAAAUGUCGUAUGGUCGAUUCGAAGCGUUUCGCCGCGAUACUUUUAGAGACAAGUGUGGUCGAGUUGCAACGGCAUCUACUGACGCUCACCGUGCAGAAUCAGGUUCUUAUGCAGAAGCUGGAUGCGGCGACUAAGUCAAAAACACAUUUAGCUAAAAGACUUGACAAGUCAAAAGAUGAUGUUGAAGAUUUGCGUUUCCAGCUGGAAGAGAAAAACAUCGAGUUGGAGGGCACUAAAGCGCAACUGCGCGUUCUAGAGUCUCGCAUCCACUCGGUGACGCCUAGCAGUGGAGCACCAACUAACUCCUAUUUGCACUCGCAAAACGAUUACGAAACCAAUCGUUCAUCCGCUUCUACCACAUUAAUGUUGAGUAGGCGUGGCAUUGGUAGUGGCGCUAGUGAUACCCUGCAGUACAGUGAUUUGCGUUCGGCAACACCAGUUUCCACAACAACGACAACGAUGGCGAUAACCGGCCAAAUGCCCGCACCACAAGUUACGCAAAUCUCCACACCCAGCAUGAAAGCGAUGGUGCAUCUACCGAUGGAUGAAUUGCAACAGCAUAGUAGCAGCACGGAAUCAGCACAUGAUCAUGAUGAGUUGCAAGAGACUGGAAAUGCACAUACGAUGGUGAGCAGACUGAUGAGCGCAAGUGUGGGCGGUGUGAGUCCGUUUGAGAAUGCGCUGCGUGGCAAAAAAGUGAGCAUUGGCAGUAAACCGAGCAAGAUUCCUUUACCGGGCAGUAAAGCGGCGGCAUAUUUUGCAGGUAAACCACCUAGUGGACGACCCUCUACGGCUGGUCGUUCACCACCUUCCACCCACACCUACGCCGCCUCAAACUCGUCAAGCAAGUCAUCACUGUGCCGCAGCACAGGUAAUCUGCUCUACAGCAAGUCACCGAACAGUCUGAAGCGCGCCGACUCCGCACAAAGCAUACGUAAAGACAAUUCGUCGCUGAGUACCAAUACGAGUCGAAGCUCUACAUCUUCCUCUAUACCGCUGGCGACGCAUCACUUGUCAAACGCUACCUCGAAGUCGCCGAUCGGUGCAACUGCGGCGACUCCAAUUCCGUCCCCGAGAGUUUUGCAGAACUCUCCGCUACCGAAACUAAAGCGUGAAUCGCUCACUUCACGCGUACGCCAUUUGGAUUCACUGUCGCGUGUGCACCAACAUAAUCAUCAUUCAAAUAUUAGCAACGGCGGUGGCAGUGAUGUUUCCUGCACAUCACCCACCACCACCUCACACACCAAUAACAACAAUACUAAUUCGACUAUACUCACAUCCAGCUCGCCAACUGCACUCUCUGCCAGCUCGGCAAAUAGCUACAUCGUGAGUAGCACGCCAAAGCCAAGCGCCAUAGCAGCGCAUCUGAAUGCAACGUUGCGCAAGGACAUGCAAUUAAAUACGAGCAGCUACGGAGCCCAACAAUUUUUGAGACGCGCAACUGGAGGCAAUGCUUCCGCCAAUAGUUCCGCCGUUUCCGGACAAAGUGGGGUGAACAGCAGUGCGACAGCACGCCGUUUUAGCAGCGCCUCGGCGAUGGGUGCGCGCAUAGCUAGUCGUAAUCAAUCACAAGACGCAGGCAAUGGGGAGCACCAACAGCAGCAUCAACAGCAGAGCGACAGCGAUAGUGGAAAGCAUUCGCUACUUUACGAGCUGCUGCCAAAUUUCAAAAAUCAUAAUAAAGCCACGUCAACGAUAACACCUGUCACAUCCUGGCGUCAACAACAAUGGCAGCAGGUGCUCACCCAAGCUUUAAACAGUCAUGCGUUUAUCGGUGAUGGUCGUGAUGAUGUUGAUUGUGGCGUCGAUGUCGGUGGUGGUGCCCUCUCUCCCACAACUUUUGCAGCCCGGCCACUGCCACAGCAGUUGAUAGAACCCCUACAGCUGAAAAGUAAAAGCAAGGAUAACUAUAAUUUCGUGCGCGCCUAUGAGUUGGAAGAGCAAACUAAAUUGCAAGAACAACGUGUGAACAAAAUGAAUUCCCUACCGGAAGCCAGCAUAUCCAGCUUUGAUUACUACUACUCGAAUGAGUCCUUCCGCAGUUCAGAUCGCGGCAGCGAUAAUAUAUUAGUCACCUUUGAUUAUGGUUUUAGUGACUCACUGCUCGAAGAAAUAUCUGGUGAUGAUUUUAGUGUUGAGAAGAAGAAAACACACAUUGCUUUCGCUGAUUUACGCACGGUAUACCCAAUCAAGGAGGAAACAGAGUAUGCGCGUGCGAACGAUGAGAUGAAUGUUUGGCAGCGAAAACCGUUGAGUGUUAGUUGCCUAGAAAAAUAUGAAGGUGACGAUUACAGCGAUAGCUGGGAACAGAAGGAUGAGGACGAACAGGAGGAGGCUGUAGGCGCACAAAUUUGGUUCAAUACAGCGCUGACACGCAGUAAAUAUGAGUUGGGCUGUGGUGCAGCAUUCAAAGUACAUCACAUGCAGCAUGCGCUGGCAGAGGAUGGUGAUGAAGAAGAUGUGGACGAACAGAGUAAUAACUCCUCGUUGGUGGAGCAAAAUAUCGUUUGCGAGAGUGGGCGCAGUGCCAGUAGCGCCAGCAGUUUUUAUUAUCGACGUUUGGCGCUGGACCAAUGGGGCGAAGAGGUCGUUGUCGAUGAUGCAGACAUUGCACAGAAAGUAAAUGCAAAUAAAGGGGCAGAUACUGAGGACGAAGGAGAGGAAUUUUUCGAUAGCCUGAACUGAGUGUGGUAGCAUUUGUUCUCUAAACUAUAUAAUUUUUUUUUAGUAAUUUGGUUAUGUGUUUGUAUAAUUUAGUGUACGAAUGGCACUUUUUUUUUUUUGCAAACAUUGGAGGUUUGUUAUUUGUGUUUAUUUGUUAUUUUUUUAUUUCAAUUAAUGUUUCAUGUUAUAAUAGCGCGGCUCAUGCGUGCACGUGUAGGAGAAUGUUUUGUUUUGGUACGUACCACAACUUUAAAAGGUACAGUUAUCGAGAUUUUAAGUAAAAAAUUGUUCGGGCUAUGCUUUCGUAAAAAUUGCGCAAAUUGAAGUGAAAGAAGAAACGAAAAAGUAGAGUUUCGCGUUAAUCUGUAAUAUGGAGAUAUACGCCAAAUGAUUUUGAUGUGCGUUAAAUUUUCACGAUCGUAACUGGACAAACUAUUUAUAGCUACUUUGUAUUAUUUAUUGAGUAUUUUUUUGUAUAUUUACUAACCACCAAACACUACUUCUUUCCUAUCUACUACCUUAUUUACAUACUUAUUUACAUACAUACAUAUAUUGAGCACUUAUUUCAGCUGAGCUGAAAAUUGAAAAAGAUUUGUUAAAAACACAAAUGUUUGAAAACAAUCUGAAAAAUUGUGCUUUACAUUAUGCGACAGCACCAAAACGAAGCGGUUUUCAUUAAUAUUUUCUCAAAGCUCACCUAUCCAAGAAUAAAGCACCUGCUGGGUAUGGUAAAGGGGGGGGGCUCUAUUUUUUAUCAUGGUUACUUUGAUUUUUAUAUGCCUAAAUCUUAUUUCUGAGAUUUGAUUUAUUAGGAGCUAUUCGAUCUCUAUGCCUAUGAUUGGUUGAAAAUAUUUUUUUUAUUGUAUUUUUCUUUGAGGAAACUAUAUCUUAAAAUAUAUUUUUUGUGGUCAAAUUAUCAAAAAACGUAAAUUUUUUGCAUUUUUUUAAACAAAAAUAUCAAGCGAAUGUACAAGGGGGCACAAAAUUAAUCAUCAAUUUUUGUUUUUGCAUAACUUUUUUACUAAAUAAAUACCGAAAAAUGGUUUGGAGUGAUGGACAUUUUUUUUUUUUACUUUUACGCGCUCUAUUGCUUGUCUGUUUCCACUUGCAAAAAUUAACAAUAUUCCUCGUAUUUAAAAACUAUUCGCUCAAAACACAUUAAAUAAAGUCAUCUUUUUUUAUGAAAAAAUCAAUUUAUUAAAAAUACAAUUCAUUGAAAAUAAAUGAAAAUACCGCCAAUUGAAAGUCUAAUUUAUUGAAAACACAAUUCAUUGAAAGUAAAUUGUUUUCCAGAUUUUGUUUACAAUUUUAUGUCUCAUUUUACGCAGAAAAAUAUGGAAAGUAAGGCGAUUUUAUUACAAGAGCAGAACAUCCAAUACGGCAGCCAGAUUUAAGUGUACAAAAAUUCCAUGGAGAUAAAAAAAAAUUAAAGUGACCAUAAAAGAAAAUUGAGCUAACUUUUAUGAAUUCAGCUGAGCUGCAAAUUGCGUCAGUAUCAAAAUGGAAAUUAUUCAUAAAAAAACAAAAGCAAAUUUCUUACGCAAACUCAUAGUAUUUACAUUUAAUAAUAUUGGGUUAGGGAAUAACUUCGUAGCGUAGGCCGAAGGCUAUUAUUUAAACAAAUCACAAUAAUUAUAUCAAUAAGUUAAUCAAUUAUAUAUUCGCCGUUGUUGUUUACAACUUCUUCCCACCUCUCGACCAAUUUGUUGAUGCCGUUCCGUCAAAAAUUGUCUGGUCUGGUGUAAAAGAAGUUAUUGAGCCAGUUUUGAUAGACCUCUUUGUUAUCGAAGCUAACGCCCUUCAUAUGGUUUGACAGGGAGCGGAACAUAUGGUAAUCGGUGGUGCAAGGUCCGGAGAAUACGCUAGAAGCUGAACGACUUCUCACUCGAGCUCUUGGAGUGCGACUUUGAUGACUAGUGCAACAUGGGACCUCGUGAAAUAGUAUGGUUUGACCAUGUCGAUCAGGUCUUUUCAGUCGAAUAGCCUCAUUCAUGCGAUGUAGCUGGGCAAUGUAGAACUCCUUAUUGAUCGUGGCAUUCUUUUCGAGCAUUUCCCAGGGCACCAUGCCCUCCCAGUACCACCAAAGCCAUAUCAUGAUCUUCUUUGGAUGAAGAAUUCGAAUUCAGAAGGCCUUCCGCUGCGGGACGUGUCAUCGACGUCAAAGUCGCUAUUUUUGAACUCUGCAAACCAUGUUCGCGCUGUAGACUCACCUAUGACACCUUCUUCAUAAAUGCCGCAGGCUGAUUCGGCAGCUUUUUGAACUCGAUGAAAAGCAUAGAAGAGCAAGUGUCGAAAAUCUUCAUUUUUGCCUCAAAACUAAUAAAAAAUUAAAUAACUCAAAAAUACAAAUAACAUAGUUUUGUAGAGCAGAAACAGUUCUAUCGAACGAAUAGUUACCUUUUGCCAAACAGCAAACAAAUCGUUGUGAAAUAAAAGAAAAUAUAAAAACAAUACGAACUUAUUCCCAAACCUAAUAGUUUCAAUUUAGAAUAAAAAGCGUCGCCAUUGUU
Molecule: messenger RNA, 9115 nt
Organism: Anastrepha obliqua
Lineage: Eukaryota; Metazoa; Arthropoda; Insecta; Diptera; Tephritidae
Gene: jvl
Exons: 11
Coding region: 123-6626 (2167 amino acids)
Biological process (GO): DNA integration
Molecular function (GO): nucleic acid binding
Source: RefSeq, a predicted model, not a curated record